UGUCACUCGCUCUCCGACUGCGGUUUUGAGGUUUUGGGAUUUUGGAAGAAGUAAAAGUUUUGUUACAAAAAAAGCUAGAGAGGUUGGGAUUUGGGAAUUUUUUUUUUGAAAGUGAUUUUCGCGACGAGUUUCAUCAUUGCUUCUCUCUUUUUGGAGCUCUUAACUUUCCUUUUUUUUUUUUUUGCCUCUGAUUUUCUGUUAUUUCGCCAGUUUUUUUCACUGUCCAAUGCGCCGCCUACACGUGGUGCUUCUUCCCCGAGUUGUUCGUGUUUGCUGUUACCGUUACUGACCGCCGUUUCGUUCUGCAUUUACUGUACCAGACUGUGGUCUGCACCAAUGUGAAUCGAGUCAAAAGUGUUCAGCUGAAGAGGAUCUGUAGUGAUUAAGACCUAUCCAGUCUAUGGAAUGCCAUUUAGAGCUUAGAAGGAAUUCAAGAGAUUAAUCCUUUGGAACUUCUGUAAAGACCAUGCUGCCCCAAGCAAGCCAGAUGGCAAGUAUGCAAGGCAUGUUUAAACCUGAAAAGCCUAAUUUGUCAUAUGCUGAUCUUCAUCAAGAAAUUACGAAAGUUGGAAAAGAGGUCUCACCCAAAUCUUCAUGGAAGCAUAAAAAACUACAUGCUGAUGAUACCAAGGCAAACGAAGAAGAGGAGCUUGUGAAGUAUAUGUCAAAUUUACCAAGUUAUCUGGAGAGAGGGGCAAACCCCCAAGAAAAAGUUUUAAAUGUUGGGGUCCUUGAGUGGGGGCGUCUUGAAAAAUGGCAGUGUAACCAUAAACAGAUCUUACAUAGAAGUAGUAUCUCUUCACUAUCCAGCAGCAACACAUCUUCCUUGUUUUCAACAGAUGAAUCAUCUGCACAUUCGAGCAGAGGUCACAGUUGCUCUCCUGCUCGUCAAAGGUUACAACGUCCUUCACUGCAAUCUCAUAUGAUGUCAGUCCCCAUAGAAGGCCAUUUGCCAUUUGUCAAGCCUUUUAGGGAAAGUGUUGGCAAGUUUCAAGAUCUCAAGGCUGCCCGGAGCAACGCUGUCACUGCUCAGGGGAAAUUCAUGAGAGAGGAUAAAUCUUUUUGCAAAAAUAAUUCACAAAUCAAGCUGGAACAGUGCAAGAGAAGAGAAAUGCACCCAAAGAUUGAUUCAGGAAGUGCAGCUGUGUCAAAUGGGGUAAAAGAUAAUGUGACAUCAUGUGACAAGGUGAGAAUGAAGAACCAAGUUGGUGAAUUUAUGAAGAAAGCUGACAAGUUUCAAGAAGUUAUUCCUAAAGGGGCUAACCAAGAUGUCACUGAAAAAAGAAACACAGUUGUCCUCCUUCUGCCAAGAGAUUUGCCCAAAACAAAUCAUUCAGGAGCAGCCAACCUUUCUGAUUUAAGAACAAAGUCAAGUAAAAAGGAAGCUGAAGCUAGUCAGAGGACCUUCCCUGAAACAUCGGAAGAGGUUCACCAUGCAGAGCUCAGCUCCAAUUUCCAUCAUUCAGGCCCAUUGCCUUGUGAACUUGAUGGCAGCAAACAUUUACGGAUUAAAGCCAUGGGUUCUGUAGAUGCAAAUGGUAAUGACUUUACAUCAGAAAGAUCUUGCUCUGUACCUCGUGUGGCAAAUAUAGAAAUUAAUUCUUCCAGAAGCAGAAAUCUAGAGGAGAGAAGGCUAAAUGCAACACCUGUAAUGUCUGCUGCAAAUGAGGCUUGCAAAGAAUCAGACCCAAAAGUAAGUAAGGUUGCAUCUGAAAAAGCACGAAGUUCUUCACCUUUCCGUCGUUUUAGCUUUAGCAUGGGUAAGACAGGCAAAAGUUCCGGCUCCAAAGAGGGUUCUUCUAUACCUCAGGUGACCUCAACAUUGAGUUCUGCCAAAACUGAUUCAGAGAACCCCGUUGCUUGUGGUGUUGAUACUUCUUGUGGUGAUAAACUCAAUGCUAAAGGCAGAGCCAGGUCCAGCCCUUUGAGAAGACUGUUAGACCCACUUCUGAAACCAAAGGCUGUUAACUGUCGCAAUUUUACCAACCAAUUACAGGACUCAAUCUUAACAGAAGGUGCCUGUAAAUCAUCAGAACGGCUAAGACAUUCAACUGUGACCGUGCAGUCAGCAAAAAUGAAAUCAGAUUCAAUUGACCAUUGCACAAUCAAUGUAAAUGAAUCAGCACAGAACAAAAAGUAUGGAUCUUCUGCUGUUCAAGCUCUUUUCAGAGUUCAAGUUAAGAAUGGGUUGCCGCUGUUCACGUUCGCCGUUGAUAAUGAGAGUAAUAUUCUUGCAGCUACGGUGAAGAUGUUAAGUGCCUCAGGAAAGGGUGAUUAUGGAUGCAUUUACACAUUCUUUGACAUUCAAGAAGUCAGGAAAAAGAAUGGAAGGUGGAUAAAUCAAGUAGGGAAAGGCAAAGGUCAGGAUUAUGUCCCUAAUGUUGUUGCCCAGAUGAAGGUUUCUGGUUCUGAAUUUUCUCAUUUGUCCAGGCCAAACCAUGUGGCUCAAUUUAGCAUUAGAGAAUUUGUUCUUCUUACCUUGGAUGUACGACAGGCAAAUUCUCAAGCAUCUGAUUUCCAGCCAAAUGAUGAGCAGGCAGCUAUUGUUGUCAAGAUCCCAAAAAGGAACAGAAGUUCAUUCAGAGACGGGUAUCUGAUUGAUAAGCGUAAUAACUUGCCUGAGGCUGCAUUGAAAGAGCAUCUGCCUGAGGUAAAACUUGAAUUUGAUGCUUGGAAAAAGGGUCCUUUUAUGGGUGGUCAAGACAUUGGUGCUACAGUCAUACUUCCAAGUGGUGUACAUAGCCUGCCAAAUAAAGGUGAACCUUCAUCACUGAUCCAACGAUGGAAAUCAGGUGGAGCAUGUGACUGUGGUGGUUGGGAUUUGGGUUGCAAACUUAGGAUUCUUUCUAACAAGAGCCAAUUCAGCGAGCAAUCUAGUUCAUUGAAAGGUUCUUCAAUUCCUAAUCAAUUUGAACUUUUCUUUCAGGGAGGAGUAGAAGACAACAUGCAUUUCUUCAGCUUGGCCCCUUUCAAGGAUGGUAUCUAUUCAGUUGAGUUCAAUUCAUCGCUUUCGCUUAUGCAAGCAUUUUCAAUUUGUAUAGCAGUUUUGGAUAGUAGAAAACACAGUGAGCUUUCAGAAUCAAUUGCCUCUUUUGAGGAAAGAACCUUGGGGGAAACCGAAUUAAAUGACAGAACAAGUGCUCUGAAUCCUAUUGAAGGAGAGGCUCCUGCUAGAUAUGCCCAAUAUCCACCCGUUUCCCCAGUUGGAAGGGUCUAAUUUCACACAACAAAUGAUAUUGAUGUAAUCAAGUGAUAAAGACAUAAUUAUAUGGUUUGUUGGAUGGGCAAUGCUCAGUGAUUUAUCUAUCACCAGCAUGGGUCGCCCAAAGGAAAAUAAGGUUAAGAAGUAAUGAACAAGGCUUGUUUGUAAUAGCCAGGGACAGGUUCCCCUCGAGCUUUGGAUCAUUGUAUUUUGAUUUACUUUUCGACAACAGAAGCAAUACUGGCUGUAGAAUGAGCAAAUGUUUUCAUGAAUGUAAGUGUGCAUAUAAUCAAGUGAUUAUGUCUGCUUUUCUCCUAUCCCUGGAACUUCAACAUGCUUGAUGGUUAUGGUGCAUUUAUAGAUGUCCACAAAGACAGGGAAAGUUCUCCAAUUUACAGAACAGUUAUUGGUUAUUGAAUAUGUUGUUUUUAGUUUUUUCAGCGGUUACCCGUUUUACAGGCCAGACAUUCCCAUGCAAUUAAGAAUCUCAUGAGCCAUGUUUGCUAAAAAAUCUGCUUUUUUGUACACGUGUAAGGGAACAAAUGCAGUCAUUGCAGUCAUGAAUUCCUUGAAAGAAAGGAGUUUCUGAACAGCUAACAAAGGAUCUGAUUCAGCAAUCCCUCACCAAUAUACCGUUAUAGAUAGCAAAAUUUUUUGCUUUAGUGAUGGAAUCCUGGCAAAAAUUUCUAGCCUUUGGUUUGUGUUGAAUUUUGCAAUAGUUUGGUUACUGAUAAGGAAAGACAGACACAUGUAGCUUCCCUAUGAUCCUGUUCGAUAAUGAAUCUGUAGAGCUUCAUUAAUAAACUAGCUAUAUUUUGCUGCCAAAGUUUUGAUUUGGUAAGAUAGAUGAUUAUUAUUUGCCAAUCCAGCAUCACCAUCCAUGCUUUUUCGGCUACUCCUAAAUUCUUCAAAUUCAAUACUUCAAGACUUGUCCACAUUAUUGCAACUUCUUUCUUUUCUUUUCCUAUUCUAUUCUACUUUUUUCUUUGUUUAGG
Messenger RNA from Durio zibethinus, 4197 nucleotides. NCBI's taxonomy places the organism in Eukaryota, Viridiplantae, Streptophyta, Magnoliopsida, Malvales, Malvaceae. The record is from RefSeq and is a predicted model, not a curated record.